AUGGUUGAAAAAGAAGUACAAUCUUUGAUUGAUCUUUAUUUACAUUAUCCGAUAACAUAUCUUUCAUUAUCGGAUUUGUACACAUAUGAAGUUAUCAUAUUACUUAUUUAUGGUGUUAUGAUAAUAUUUUCUUUUUUUACGAAUUUUAUUGCAAUAAUUAUAUUUACAUUUGGUCGUCGUUCACGUUCUGAACUAUCACCAUUUUUGCUCAAUUUAUCUGUAUUUAAUAUAAUAAUGACUGUUUAUUGUAUACCAUUUACAAUAACUUCACUUUUAUUUCAACGUUGGUUAUACGCACGUGAAUUAUGUAUUGUACUUGAUGUUUUUAAAACAUUUUCUGUGUCAGGUGUUUUAUUAACAUUAAUAGCAAUAGCCAUUGAUCGCUAUUGUGCUGUCAAAUAUCCAUUAGCAAUUAAAAUCUAUUCUGUGCAUAAAAGAAAUUUAAUAGCAUUAUUAAUUAUAUGGAUAUUAAGUAUUGCUUUAGCUAUGUUAUGGUUACCAGCAAGAUCAUUACCGAUGCAAGAACAACGUUUAUGGGUAAAUUCUCGUUCAUUAUUAAAAAGAUAUAUUGGUUCAAUUGAUAAUAUAACAGAUACAUUAAAAUCAGAUUAUUUAUUAAAAAAUUUACACUAUCAACUUGUUGAUACAAUUCAAUGUGUACCAAAUAAAACUGAACGACCAGCUGAAGUUCGACGAACAAUAUUAAACUUUUUACAAACAUAUUUUUUUCCAUUAUCCAUUCUUGCUUUUGUUUAUUUACGUAUAGCAGCUAUGUUAUGGAGGCGUUCUAAUGACGGAAAUAAUGAUGUUAAUGGUACAACAACAAUAAUAAAUAAUUUAUUUACUCAUGNCUCAUUAUUAAUUAUAUGGAUAUUAAGUAUUGCUUUAGCUAUGUUAUGGUUACCAGCAAGAUCAUUGCCGAUGCAAGAACAACGUCUAUGGGUAAAUUCUCGUUCAUUAUUAAAAAGAUAUAUUGGUUCAAUUGAUAAUAUAACAGAUACAUUAAAAUCAGAUUAUUUAUUAAAGAAUUUACAUUAUCAACUUGUUGAUACAAUUCAAUGUGUACCAAAUAAAACUGAACGACCAGCUGAAGUUCGACGAACAAUAUUAAACUUUUUACAAACAUAUUUUUUUCCAUUAUCUAUUCUUGCUUUUGUUUAUUUACGUAUAGCAGCUAUGUUAUGGAGGCGUUCUAAUGACGGAAAUAAUGAUAUUAAUGGUACAACAACAGUAAUAAAUAAUUUAUUUACUCAUGAAAGCAUACAAUUUAAAAAGAAAUUAAAACAAGGUAUAAAAAUGUUACUUACUGUUGUUGUUUUAUAUGCUGUACUUUGGUUACCUAUGAACGUAUUUCAAUUGUGUCUUAAUUUACUUUGUUAUCAAGGAGGAGAAUAUCAAAACUUUUGUAGUCAUGGAACAUUACUUCAACUUCUUUACAUAGCAUCUCAUUUUUUAACUGUAUCAAAUACAGCUAUCAAUCCUAUUAUUUAUGGUUUUGCUAAUAUUCGUUUUCGGAGUGAUAUUCGACAAAUCAGACAUUGUAUUCUUCAUUGUCAAGGACGAACUUCAUUUUAUUAUCGUACGAGAUUUGCACGAACACCUACACAUGAACAUCAAGGUCGACCUCAAGAUUCUAAAAUGAAUCAAAAUUUGUUAUCAAUCAAUAGAAAAUAA
Rotaria sp. Silwood2 is the source of this 1674-nucleotide messenger RNA. Lineage: Eukaryota; Metazoa; Rotifera; Eurotatoria; Philodinida; Philodinidae. The record is from the annotation of a GenBank genome assembly.